AUGACGACAGACUUGGAAGAUUCAAAGCAGGUGCUGACAGUUUUCAAAUUGCCCCACGAUAUGGACGAAGAAGAGAGGGAAAUAAUCAACAAAGUAGACUCGAUACUCUCGUGCAGCGCUCCCACACAGAGCACCAUAAAAGAAGCAGCUUUUCAUCUGGCCAAUCAGCACCAAAUGCUGGAAAAUCUUUUUGUCCCGCAGUCGACCGACUACGACUACUACUUGGCCCAGAAGUACGCCAUCAACAAUGCUCUUCUGUGCAUUCUGUUCACAAUACACGAAAGCCACGAGCUGCAGACCUUUCUGAAAGGAAAGAAGCCCUUCCAAAGGCUGAAGGACAUAUUCUACAAAGAAAUAGAAAAAAAGAUAACUCGGUGGACGAAUGUCUAUGUCUCCAUAAGAGAAAAGAAAAGCGAAAGAUACACGACGCAAAUGGCUGUGCUGUACCAAAUGUGCAAUCUUAGAUUGAACAGGCUUCUGGUGCGCGACAGAAAGUACUGGCACAAGCUGUUUGAAAUAGUGCAGAACAAGUUCACCAAGGAGAACAUUCCAAUGCAGGUCACCGAUGCCCACACUUCUGAAAUAAACCAAAGCGCCAUCAACUUCCUGCGCGCAAACGAGUUUCUGAUCGACCUGCGAAAGAAGUGCGUAGAGAUCAUAGCGUCUCCUUCAGGCAAAGACUUCACGUUCCAGCAGAAAAGAAGCGCGCUGCAGCUGAAGUGGAUAGUCAGCAAGUGGAACAGCACCACCAUGAUCUCAGACAUAAUAUGGUUUUACCAGGACAUGUUUGACGAAAAGCUGUGGAGAACCUUCAAAGAGACAACCCUCAGCAACUUUGAUAACCUUGUGAGCUCAAUUAAGCGGUGCAAAGAAGAAAUGCAGGCAAAGAAUAAAACCUUCGUGUGCAAGGCAAAAAGAGGAAAAUACUAUCUGAUCCUGAAGGAGAGAUUUCAGAACGCGUUUGAAGACACAUAUGAAGCAGACCCUAUUUUUAGCGAGUAUUUAGACAUUCUGUCCACCUUUGUGGGCGUUGAUAAGAACGCCCCCAGCCCAUUCUCGAAAGUAACACGAAUGCUGAGAAAGCACAAAGGCCCCCUGGUAUUCUCCACCCGAGAAAAAGAGCCAGAGAUAAAGCCCGAGCCCCCGCAGUGCAAUGUGAUAGAAGGAGGGGAGUGCAUAUGUCCAGACUUCUACCCCAUACUGAUAUGCAGUCUCUUGUGCAAAAACUCUCGAAGAGCCUUCAAAACCAACACAUUCAUGCCCAACAAUAUUUUGGUGUACAACUACUUCAAAGUCAGCGGGCGGCACAUCAGGGCCACCGAGGAUAUGUUCCUAAACAUGGGCUCGCUGCUGGUUUGUCUUUUCUUUGUAUUUUUAUUAAAGCCGUAUGUGCACAGACUGCACUGCACGGGAAUCAUAACGAGCAAACCAACAGUAUAA
Molecule: messenger RNA, 1440 nt
Organism: Nematocida minor
Lineage: Eukaryota; Fungi; Microsporidia
Exons: 1
Coding region: 1-1440 (479 amino acids)
Source: RefSeq, a predicted model, not a curated record